This is a messenger RNA of Labeo rohita (rohu), 2523 nucleotides long. It is a transcript of the gene cbfb, whose product is annotated as core-binding factor subunit beta. The coding region runs from base 381 to 947 and encodes 188 amino acids. NCBI's taxonomy places the organism in Eukaryota, Metazoa, Chordata, Actinopteri, Cypriniformes, Cyprinidae. Gene Ontology annotation, cellular component: nucleus; core-binding factor complex. Gene Ontology annotation, molecular function: sequence-specific DNA binding; transcription coactivator activity. The transcript has 8 exons. Gene Ontology annotation, biological process: regulation of transcription by RNA polymerase II. The record is from RefSeq and is a predicted model, not a curated record.
ACAGUCAUAAGUCGGACUCCGAGGAGCCAGGAAGUAACUGUGAGCCAUGCAGCUCAUGCGACGGAUAAAGUAGCGCGGGCGAGCGUCUGUUGUCAGCAGUCGGAGAUCACACGCGCAAGAGUGAGGAAGAACAACAAGCCAACUGCAAAUUGCUGCCAAAUCUAGUGCAGGGCAACUCACGGACCCCACAAGAGGCGAAAUCCGAAGGACGUUUAUACAUUUUAAAGAACACAAAGCUCACUGCAACAUACUCCAUCAUUAGAAGAAGAGAAAAGACGGAAGGAAAUAAGAGCGGGACUUGCGACUUUCAAGGCAACGCUUCACUCUUUCUGGAAGUUUAGAUAAAUACAAUUAACAAAAUUGAUCAAAUCGCCUUCAAGAUGCCUCGGGUGGUCCCGGAUCAGAGGAGCAAGUUCGAGAACGAGGAGUUCUUCAGGAAACUCAGCCGCGAGUGCGAGAUUAAAUACACUGGUUUCCGCGAUCGGCCGCAUGAGGAGAGGCAGGCGCGCUUCCAGAACGCGUGCCGUGACGGCCGCUCAGAGAUAGCUUUUGUGGCGACCGGCACCAACCUCUCGCUGCAGUUCUUCCCAGCCAACCUUCAUGGGGAUCAGCGGCAGGCGCCCACCCGAGAAUAUGUGGACUUCGAGCGGGAGACAGGAAAGGUAUAUCUGAAGGCUCCUAUGAUCCUGAAUGGAGUGUGUGUGAUCUGGAGAGGCUGGAUUGAUCUUCAGCGUCUGGAUGGGAUGGGUUGUCUGGAAUAUGAUGAUGAGAGGGCACAGCAGGAGGAUGCUCUAGCCCAGGCAGCCUUUGAGGAAGCCCGCAGAAGGACUCGUGAUUUUGAGGACAGGGAUCGCUCGCACCGUGAGGACAUGGAGCAGAUGCCGAUGGCACAGCUCAGUCAUUUAAUAACUCAGGAGGACCCUGUGGCAUCAAAAAUCUGGGACUGAUGGCCUUCAAGGACCAGGCCCAGGCGACAGCAGGACCCCAGCCCUGGCUCCAACAUGGGCAACACUGAUGAUCACAAGAUGCGCUAGCGGCAUUCACCAAAGUGGGCAGGGAUAGGGUCAUAAGACCUCCGACACCACGGCAAUCUCAUCUCCUGAUGCCUUGUUUAUCACAGGACAGACCAAAGUCCACACCGGUGGGGAUUUUCGGGUGGGAUGUUUGGUGAAGGGGCUGGGUGGGUUGGGCUGGGCUGGUAUUGAUGUGAGAUUCAUUCGCAUUUGAUUUAGUCCCUCGGUUCUUCCUGGGAUUUUUGCACUAUGUGAUACGUUCAGUUUAAGUCCCCCAUAUCGCCUUUCGGUAUGCAUGGUUUUCCUACCUAUGUUUGCUCUUGUUCCCCCCUCUAUGCAAGGCAUCUUAUUUUAUCCUAUUGUAAUGAAAUGGCAUUUUUUAAUUAUUUUAUUCGUAUUGUGUGUGAAAGUCAGGAUGUUUACUUUUUUGUAUUUUCAUUUCCUCUAUAUAUAAACACGUCUGUCCUCGCGCUUCGUAGGAGAACUAGUCGCUAAGUAGAUUCGUGCAGUAGAGUAGACUUUUUUUCGACGUCUAAAAAGAAAAUCUAGAAAGAGGCUGCUGAUGUUGUGAACGAGGAGGUUUUUUCUUUUACCAUCCUUCUCCACGUGCUCUGUCUUCCACUCUCUUCCUCUCAAAGUCAGAACGUGAACUGAGCAGCAGGAAGUGAAUAUUGAGGUCAGUGUUACUCUGUGAGGCAGAGAUUUGUUUUUUCAGCCUACGUUUUUCUUUCAUUAAUGUCAAUGUUUUACCCGUUUAGUUUAAGCAGGAUUUUCAGUGUUUUGCUACAUAUUCUUACUCUGGAAUUCUUAAAAAUAAGACAUUUUUCAGUCACACCAUGUUAAAACCAAGUGAAUUCAUCCAAUUUGCCUAUGUACAAGACUCAGAAAGGAGACAUAACGAAUUCAAAUCGUAUAUAUCACUCACUUCCAGACAGAUUUAAAGUUGUUGAACGUUUGAUAUCUGACUUAUUAUAUAUGCAAGUAUCAUAAAGAAUAACAGAGGACCUCUUUGUGCCCUUUGGUCAAAGGAGAUCUGCUUUAGUGGUUUGAGACUGGAUGUUAGUUGUUAAGGCAAAAAUCACUGAUAAAGUGAAAGGAAAGUAGGGAAGGAUAGACACAAAUUGCCCUCCGACGACAUUUGAACACAAUAUUUAAUGUUGAAUCAUUUCUAUGUUCUUUUUUUUAUUUACAACAGCCAAUGGUAAGAUUUAAAGGGCCAAGAAUUCUUUUUCUGGUGGGAUGCUGACGUCAGAAGGUAUGGCCUACCUCUAGCUUAAACCAAAUAUACACAAAGGAGAGCUUAUUUAUAGAGAGCAAGUUCAUGUUGUCUGAGUGUUGAGGAAAAGCUAAUGUUGGUUUAGUAGAACGUUAAAGCUUUAUAUAGUUGGAGUGGGUUUUUAUACCACACAAUGGUCAGAGACCGGGCACCAGGAGGUUAUUGAGGUCUGUUGAUAUCCUAUUUUGAAGAUCACUUGACCAAGCCAGAGUCCACAAAACAGUCCUGCUUUAA